UUAAACGAGUGAGAAGCUAGCAGAGAUCAUACCAACCGAUCUCUAGCUAGCUAGCUUGUUCAAACUUGGUAGUUCCCACUUUUAACACAGCUAUUUUAAUUAGAUCUGUGUUAUACAUGUAUGAUAUGCAGCCCAACACAGAAAGUGAGGGAGAGAAAGAGCUCACUACUAGAAACAUGGAGAAUGGUGAGAAGGCUGCAGUUACAAACUCAGACGAGCCUGAAGUUAAGUACAGUGGGAUCAAAGCCAUGCCCUUUGUUAUAGGGAAUGAGACCUUUGAGAAGCUAGGAACCCUGGGAACCUCAUCCAACCUGUUGGUCUAUUUCACCACAGUCUUCAACAUGAAAAGCAUCACAGCUACCACUGUUGUCAAUGUCUUCAAUGGCACCACCAACUUUGCUACCUUGCUAGGAGCCUUCCUCUGUGAUACCUAUUUCGGCCGUUACAACACCUUGGGAUUUGCUUCUGUUGCUUCUUUUCUGGGAAUGCUGGUGCUAACUCUAACAGCUGCAAUUGCAAAGCUACAUCCUCCACACUGUGGGCAAAGUGGGCCAUGCAGUGGCCCAACAUCAUGGCAAAUGGCAUUUCUGUUGAGUGGGCUUGGACUACUAGUUGUUGGAGCUGGUGGGAUUAGACCCUGCAAUUUAGCCUUUGGUGCAGACCAGUUUAAUCCCAAUAGUGAAUCAGGGAAGAGGGGUAUGAGUAGCUUCUUCAAUUGGUACUACUUCACCUUCACUUUUGCCAUGAUGGUCUCUUUGACAAUCAUUGUCUAUGUGCAAUCUAAUGUGAGCUGGGCAUGGGGGUUGGCAAUUCCCGCAUUUCUCAUGUUCUUGUCAUGUGCAAUGUUCUUUUUGGGUUCGAAAAUUUAUGUGAAAGUGAAACCAGAUGGUAGUCCAUUGACAAGUGCAGUGAGGGUUUUAGUGGCCGCGGCCAAGAAGAGGCGAUUGAAGUCACCGGAGCAACCGUGGUUGUCACUUUACAAUCAUAUACCAACCAGCUCUAUCAACUCCAAGAUUCCCUACACUGAUCAACUCAGAGUCCUGGACAAAGCCGCAAUCAUCACCGAAGGAGACACAUUCAACUCAGACGGAUCAGUAGCAAACCCUUGGAAACUCUGCACAAUGCAAGAAGUAGAACAAGUGAAAUGCCUUGUUAGAGUGAUCCCCAUAUGGUUCUCAUCCCUCAUAUUCUACAUUGCCAUUGUCCAACAGCAAACCUCUGUAGUCUUCCAAGCACUUCAAUCCAAUAGGCGCCUCAGCGGCACCAGGUUCGAUAUCCCUGCCGCGACUUACGCAGUCUUCACAAUGCUGAGCCUCACACUCUGGAUCCCCCUCUACGACAGAGUCAUCCUCCCGAAACUGCGAAAAAUUACAGGAAUAGAAGGCGGUAUCACCCUGCUUCAAAAGAUGGCUUUUGGGAUGAUGCUUGCCAUAUUAACAAUGCUGGUCUCUGCUUUAGUUGAAGUGAAGAGAAAAAGCUUGGCCCUGUCUAGUCCCAUAGGAAUGGACACAAGAACAGGUGCAAUUUCUUCCAUGUCUGCCUUUUGGCUCAUACCACAGUUGACCCUAAUAGGGCUCGCUGAGGCAUUUACCGUCAUAGCCCAAGUGGAGUUCUACUACAAGCAAUUCCCAGAAAACAUGAGAAGUAUUGGCGGUUCUUUUUUGUUUGUGGGGUUUGCAGGGUCGAAUUACUUGAAUGGUUUAUUGGUGUCGAUAGUCCACCAUACGACUAGUCGUAAUGGGUCUAUGGGGGACUGGUUGCCUGAGGAUCUUAACAAGGGGAAAUUGGAUUACUUUUACUACUUGGUUGCUGGAUUGGAGUUCAUAAAUUUGGUUUAUUUUGUGCUAGUUGCUAGGUGGUUUAAGUACAAAGGAAGUGGUGGCACUGUUGCCUCUGAAGUUGGGUUGGAAAAUAUGCAAUCUGAGGACCGUCUUGUUUGAUAGCUUAGCCAAUUGUGAUAAUGUAGAAAUGUCCUCUAGAAUGAAAAAUUCUUAGAUACAACAGGUGUGUACAGUGAUCACUUCACGUGCGAUUAUAUAAUUAGUAGGUAGCGCUAAAAAGCUUUUAUAUACUUGCUGUCUUGCUAUAAGCAAAAAUUUCUCAUCCAUUACAUAUAAGUAAUGAAAAUAAAGGAAGGAGAAUGAUUUAUAUU
This is a messenger RNA of Rosa chinensis, 2152 nucleotides long. Its product is annotated as protein NRT1/ PTR FAMILY 2.10. Bases 117 to 1940 code for a protein of 607 amino acids. Gene Ontology annotation, molecular function: transmembrane transporter activity. Gene Ontology annotation, cellular component: plasma membrane. The transcript is spliced from 4 exons. The record is from RefSeq and is a predicted model, not a curated record. Gene Ontology annotation, biological process: transmembrane transport. Lineage: Eukaryota; Viridiplantae; Streptophyta; Magnoliopsida; Rosales; Rosaceae.